AUGAAGGUAGAAUGGUGGAUGGUGGAAAUGGUUGAUGGUGGAAAUGGUGGUUUAUAUAUCCUGGAUGCCUCCUGGUGGAACUGGUACAAAGUUGUAACAACACGUCAGCAGUAUGCCAGUUUGUUGGAGCUAAUAAAGGAGAAGCUAGAAAUUGCUCAGGGGUUCUCCAAAUGCUCGAAGGAAGAGGUAGCCGAGUUUUGGAAAAAUGUUGCGAAGGAGCUUAACGGUAUAGGCCCACCAACCAAAGAUGUAUCAAGCUGGAAAAAGGUGUGGUUAGAUUGGAAGGCUUAUAUAAAGCGAAAAUUGUCCGAAAACAAGAGGGAGCAAACAAUCGGUGGCCGAUAUAAGCAGCACCACCUUAAUGAGAUGGAAGAAGAAGUCAUCAGUCUGACCGCUUUAGAGACCAGCUUGCACGAUAUCACAGGCACAGUAAGUGUGGCACUACCUGCUACUGUCGAAGCAGAGAAUAGUGGACCCGAUCCGGACGUAUCCAUGCUGUCGGAUAACUGCAGUCCUUCUUUCACCAGACGUGCCCCAACUGUCCAAAAGCGAGUCGAUACAAGUACUGCAGAUCUUAUUAAAGAGCAGCUAGCACUUCAAAAGGACUUCCAAGCAAAGAGUCUGCAGCAAUCUCGCUUCGACUAUGCAGCGAAUGUGUUCAGCACUGGAAACUGGCGACCUAAAAGCAGCCGACCUGGAAGAAACGCGUAG
This is a messenger RNA of Anastrepha obliqua, 711 nucleotides long. RefSeq lists its product as uncharacterized. The transcript has 3 exons. The record is from RefSeq and is a predicted model, not a curated record. NCBI's taxonomy places the organism in Eukaryota, Metazoa, Arthropoda, Insecta, Diptera, Tephritidae. Bases 1 to 711 code for a protein of 236 amino acids. Gene Ontology annotation, cellular component: nucleus.